Molecule: messenger RNA, 438 nt
Organism: Pleurotus ostreatus (oyster mushroom)
Lineage: Eukaryota; Fungi; Basidiomycota; Agaricomycetes; Agaricales; Pleurotaceae
Gene: TOM22
Product: mitochondrial import receptor protein
Exons: 2
Coding region: 1-438 (145 amino acids)
Biological process (GO): intracellular protein transport
Cellular component (GO): mitochondrial outer membrane
Source: RefSeq, a predicted model, not a curated record
AUGGUCAAGGUCGAAAUCGUCGAUGAGAAGGAUGCGGGAAAUUCCCCGUAUGCCUCCACUGCCUCAUCACGCACUUCUUCAUCAAUAUCCUUGUCGUCCGUUGUUUCGGAAGACCCCCAAGAGUCCUUUUUCGACCGUGUGGCAGCGCUCGUCGACAUAGUACCGCCGACGACCAGACACAAUAUCGCUACGCGCGUCUCCAAAACGGCGUCGUUCAUCAAACGCGGUGGGAAGUUGGCGGGGAAUAUCGUGUGGAUUGUCACGACAUCGGCUUUGCUCGUAGCUCUGCCGUUGGCACUGACACUGGAGGAUGAAGCCAAAAUUGUAGCCCAGGAAAAAGAGCUGCUUGAGCAGCAGCAAGGCCAGCAGAUGCUUGCUCAGGCUGGAGCCUACCCGCCAGCCAGCCAGCCAAAAUCUCUUGUUCCCCCAGGAUUCUAA